Hyalella azteca is the source of this 534-nucleotide messenger RNA. RefSeq names its product cuticle protein 19. NCBI's taxonomy places the organism in Eukaryota, Metazoa, Arthropoda, Malacostraca, Amphipoda, Hyalellidae. The transcript is spliced from 2 exons. Gene Ontology annotation, cellular component: extracellular matrix. The coding region runs from base 13 to 456 and encodes 147 amino acids. The record is from RefSeq and is a predicted model, not a curated record.
CAACAAUACGACAUGGCUGCCUUCAAGAUCGCCCUGGUCCUCGCCCUCGCGGUGGCUUGCGCUCUCGCCGACGAGCGCCCGCGCUACACAGCCCCAGCCCCUCGCCCCUCCUACGAAGCCCCUCGUCCCUCAUACUCCGCCCCUCGUCCUGCCGAGCGCUCGGAGGAGGAAUACGACGAAGCCAAGUACGAGCUCGAGUGGAAGGUUGACGAGGACGGCAACAACUUUGGCCAGUCAGAGUCUCGUGACGGUGAUGAGACGAAGGGUUCGUACGUCGUCGACCUUCCCGACGGUCGCCGCCAGACCGUGACGUACUCCGUCGACGGUGACUCAGGGUUCGUCGCCGAAGUGUCCUACGAAGGAGAGGCUCAGUACCCCGAGGAGGAGUCCGAGGAGCAGAGGUACGAGGCCCCGCGACCAACCUACCAGGCACCUCGUUCCGCUUACGACAACUAAAAUACCAACCAACGCGGACCAGAAAUAACGAACCCCAAUCCUGAUGUAAUUUAUUCCCAUCAAUAAAGCUCAACUCAU